Messenger RNA from Mauremys reevesii (Reeves's turtle), 865 nucleotides. RefSeq names its product killer cell lectin-like receptor subfamily B member 1B allele C. The record is from RefSeq and is a predicted model, not a curated record. Bases 1 to 630 code for a protein of 209 amino acids. The transcript is spliced from 6 exons. Lineage: Eukaryota; Metazoa; Chordata; Testudines; Geoemydidae.
AUGCAUCAGGUACUUACUACUGCAGAAAUCCCUCAGUGCCCACGCUGGCAUCAGAUGGCUCUAUGGCUUGGAUGGGCCGGGAACAUCAUCCUGGUGGCAGCUGUGAUCGUGUUUGGUGUUUGGGGUCAGACUGGAAGAGAGACAACAACAAAUGGAAUUGAAUGUAAUUCCAGCCUGAAGGUUUCCCAGUCUUGGUUGAAUCAAAGUUUGUAUCCAAAGCCAGACAACAACUCAACAGAAGCAUCAGGGUGCAAGCUCUGCCCCCCAAACUGGCUACUGCACACGGACAAGUGCUACUGGGUGUCUAAAGAAAAAACUCCCUGGAACAAGAGCCGCGACGACUGUUCAAAGAGGAGUGCUCGACUGUUAACGAUUCGAGAUCAGGAUGAGAUGGCCUUCAUACAAACUACUUCCAAAGAUACAAACCAGAUCUGGCUUGGACUCACCAUUACAUUCCCUGCAAGGAAAAGGAUUUGGGUGGACGGCUCCCUGUUAAAUCAAACACUGUUCAACGUAGUGGAUCCUGCUGAAGGGAACAGCUGCGGGGUGAUAAAAGCAGAUCAGAUUCAUUUUGAAACCUGCAGUGCUGUAUCUAAAUGGAUUUGUGAAAAAGAUGCUCUUCUGAUAUAGACAGUGACAUUAGUGCUCUGCACUUGUGUGUGCGAAGGACAAAUCCUCUGUAGUGUCAGUCUGUCACGUGAAUGAUGAAUAGCGUAGGUGAGCUUCAAAGGGAAAAAAUGGACUUAUGCCCUUUCCCCUUCCCUGCUUUUAUAAGGUGGAUAGAAAUGUCCCCGAAGCCUUUUCUUGCAUUUGAAAUUCAGGUCCUGUCUGGGCUGGAUGAUUAUAGUGAAGGGAGAACCAGUGA